This is a messenger RNA of Pochonia chlamydosporia 170, 2388 nucleotides long. Its product is annotated as small oligopeptide transporter, OPT family. The record is from RefSeq and is a predicted model, not a curated record. Bases 1 to 2388 code for a protein of 795 amino acids. Gene Ontology annotation, molecular function: oligopeptide transmembrane transporter activity. The transcript has 5 exons. Gene Ontology annotation, biological process: transmembrane transport. NCBI's taxonomy places the organism in Eukaryota, Fungi, Ascomycota, Sordariomycetes, Hypocreales, Clavicipitaceae.
AUGGGUCUCAAGGAACGUUUUGGUAUCAAGUCCACCGAGACUACCGGUGAGACAACGGGGGCUGAUGUCCUCCCCAAUGCUGACGGUACUGAGCGCGAGCUCCGCCGAUUUAGACGUCAGCAUCAGUGGGAUCCCUUCCUGGAUAUCGACAAGCUCGACAACAUUGAUGAUGCUCUCGCGUCUGGAAAUGCCGAGAAGGAGGCUGCUAUUGACGAGUCCCUGAUCCAGGAGGAUUCGCCUUAUCCAGAAGUCCGCAACUCGGUUCCUCCCACUGAUCAAGACCUUCCUGUCAACACCCUCCGCGCUUGGACUAUUGGAGCCUUCCUCUGUACUGUUGUCGCUGCUUGCAAUGUCUUGCUUAGCAUGCGUCGUACUCCCAUCUCGAUUUCGUCUACUGUUGUGCAGCUUGUCGCUUAUCCAAUUGGUUGCGGAUGGGCCAAGUUCAUGCCUGCCAAGUCAUUCAAGUUAUUCGGUCGCACCAUCGAGCUCAACCCUGGCCCGUUCAACACAAAGGAGCAUACCAUUAUCACCAUGAUGACUGCUGCCGGCAGCUCUCUAAGCUACGCCAUCGAUAUUCUCCUCGCACAGGAAAUUUUCUACAAGCAGGAGUUCAAAUGGGGUUUCCAAAUUCUCCUUAUGGUUUCAACCCAGGCCAUGGGCUUUGGUGUUGCUGGUAUUGCUCGACGAUUCCUCAUCUGGCCAUCGUCAAUGGUGUGGCCUGCCACACUUAUUACCUGCACCGUUAUGUACUCGCUUCAUGACCAUCGCCCAUCUGAUCCGUCUGCAACCAACGGUUGGAAGAUUGGUCGAUAUAGCUUCUUCCUGGUUGUUGCUGGAUGCACAUUUGUUUGGGAAUGGUUCCCCCUGGUUAUUGCUCCUUUCCUGAGUUACUUCAUGUGGCCUACUUGGAUUGCUCCGUCCAAUGUCGUUGUCAACCAGAUUUUCGGCGGCAACACCGGUUUCGGGCUUAUGCCAAUGUCUCUCGACUGGUCCACUGUCACCGCUUUCUUGCAGUCUCCCCUCCAGACCCCUGCGUUCGCAAUCCUCAAUGUUUGUGCAGGUAUCUGCUUCAUGGCCAUUGGUGCUGCUGGUUUGGCUUUUGCUGGACCUGAGUACUACCGAUAUCUUCCCAUCAGCGCCAACCAAAACUUUGACCGAUAUGCUGAACCUUACCAGACGGCUCGUAUUCUCACCAAGGAGUUUACUGUCAAUGAGACCGCCUAUCAGGCAUACUCCCCCAUUAUUCUCGGCCCUACCUUCUCUCUGUCGUAUGGUAUGGGUUUUGCCGGUCUUAUGGCCACAGUUAUGCACGUUAUCCUGUUCUACGGCAGUGAUGUCUGGAACCGGGCUAGAAACUCCCAGUAUGAUGAGCCCGAUGUGCACAUGAAGCUCAUGAGGAAGUACAAGGAAGCACCUGAGUGGUGGUUCAUGGUCAUCUUUGCUGUCAGCUUCGCCUUCGGUAUGGUUGCUUGCCAAGUUUGGGACACUCAUCUUCCCUGGUGGGCGUACAUUGUCUGCAUUAUUAUUGGUGCCGUUCUCUUUAUCCCGAUUGGCAUGGUUCAGGCUAUUACCAACCAGCAAACCGGCUUAAACAUCAUCACCGAGAUGAUCAUCGGAUACAUGAUGCCCGGACGCCCCGUUGCCAUGAUGCUGUUCAAGAGCUACGGAUACAUGUUGUCAUACAAUGGCCUCAACUACAUUUCUGAUAUGAAGGUCGGCCACUAUAUGAAGAUUCCCCCUCGCAGCAUGUUCGCGGCUCAGGCUUUUGCCGUCAUCUGGCUGUCAUUUGUGCAGAUUUCUGCUUACAAUUUCCUUCGCGGCAAUAUCAACGAGAUUUGCACGCCGACUCAGAAGCAGGGCCUGACUUGCCCUAACGCUCGAACUUUCUACAACGCCAGUGUCAUUUGGGGAGUUAUUGGACCCCGAAAGGUGUUUGGCCCCGGCGGAAUUUACUCUUGGACAAACUGGUUCUGGCUCAUCGGUUUUAUCGUUCCUGUGAUCCAGUACCUGGCUGCCCGGAGAUGGCCUCGCAGUUGGGUGCGCUACAUGGUCAGCCCUGCUCUUUUCGGUGCCGCCGGAAUGAUUCCUCCUGCUACCCUCUACUUCAUCUUCCAGUGGGUCAUUGUUGGUCUCAUCUUCAACUUUUUCAUCCGCAGAGCCUUCUUUGGCUGGUGGAGUCGCUACACAUAUGCUAUGUCCGGUGCUCUCGACAUCGGUACUGCCCUUUGCACUGUCAUCACGGGCCUUGGUCUUGGCCUGAGCAUGACAGAGAUGCCCGACUGGUGGGGGACCAAAGUUUGGCAGGACACUUUGGAUUACAAUGGCACUGCCGUGACGAGGCAGUUUGUUCCUAAUGUAACCCACCCUCUUGGACCGGACAGCUGGUAA